Melitaea cinxia (Glanville fritillary) is the source of this 1589-nucleotide messenger RNA. Its product is annotated as aldehyde dehydrogenase X, mitochondrial-like. Bases 58 to 1524 code for a protein of 488 amino acids. Gene Ontology annotation, molecular function: aldehyde dehydrogenase (NAD+) activity. Lineage: Eukaryota; Metazoa; Arthropoda; Insecta; Lepidoptera; Nymphalidae. The transcript has 11 exons. The record is from RefSeq and is a predicted model, not a curated record.
CCGACCGCGACCGAGGACUGUUGUAUAUGUAUAUUGUGCAUAACUAAAUACAUAAACAUGGUGAAAGUUGAAAUUAAAUACACUAAGUUGUUUAUCAACAAUGAAUGGGUCGAUGCUGUCAGCAAGAAGACGUUUCCUACCAUCAACCCUCAAGAUGAGUCCGUUAUCACUAAGGUCGCCGAAGGAGACAAGGCUGACAUAGACAUCGCUGUAGCCGCUGCCGUAAAAGCAUUUCACCGAUACUCGGAAUGGAGGAAGCUUGAUGCUUCACAACGAGGCAGACUUCUACUUAAGUUAGCAGAUCUCAUAGAAAGAGACGUUCAGUACUUGGGACAACUAGAAACUUUAGACAAUGGUAAGCCAGUGGCACAAGCUACUGGCGAAGCUAGUUGGUGUGCUCAAAUUCUUAGAUAUUAUGCCGGAAAGGCUGACAAAAUUUUGGGUAACACUAUACCUGCAGAUGGCGAAGUACUAUCUAUGACUUUAAAGGAACCUGUUGGUGUUUGCGGUCAAAUUCUACCAUGGAACUACCCAAUCCCUAUGUUCAUCUGGAAAAUCGCACCAGCCUUGGCAGCUGGAUGCACUCUUGUCAUCAAGCCCGCUGAACAAACUCCACUCACAGCGCUUGCUCUAGCUGCAUUGGUGAAGGAGGCUGGUUUCCCACCUGGUGUGGUGAACGUCAUCCCCGGAUACGGACCCACCGCUGGUGCGGCCCUCACUAACCACCCCCAAGUAGACAAGAUGGCUUUCACAGGAUCCACAGAGGUUGGACGUAUUAUCAUGAGAAAUGCUCCUUCAGUAAAUUUGAAACGCGUCACAUUGGAGCUGGGAGGAAAGAGUCCUCUGGUUAUUUUCAACGAUGCUGAUGUGGAGAAAGCAGCACAACUUGCUCAUCGUGCUGCUUUCGCUAAUGCUGGUCAGUGCUGUGUUGCUGCAACUAGAACCUAUGUCCAGUCUGGUAUCUACGACGCUUUCGUUGCUAAGGCAGCGGAAAUCGCUAAAAAACGUACUGUCGGCAAUCCCUACACAGACGUUCAACAGGGACCUCAGAUUGACGACGAAAUGUUCACAAAAGUCAUGGGUUACAUCAAAGCAGGCAAAGAGCAAGGUGCCCGUUGCGUCGCUGGUGGCGACCGAAUUGGAAAAGUUGGGUACUUCAUUCAACCUACCGUAUUUGCUGACGUCAAAGACGAUAUGAAAAUUGCCAGAGAAGAGAUUUUCGGUCCGGUCCAGAGCAUCUUCAAGUUUGAAACAUUCGACGAAGUAGUCGACCGUGCUAACGACUCAAACUACGGUCUUGGAGCCGGUGUCGUCACUAACGAUAUCACCACCGCCUUGUCAUUUGUCAAACAUGUCCGCGCAGGAACUGUUUGGGUGAACACAUACGAGCAUGUCACAGCCCAAACACCAUUCGGCGGAUUCAGGGAGUCUGGCAUUGGCCGUGAAAUGGGCGAAGAAGGUAUUCUACAAUAUUUGGAAAACAAAACUGUCACUAUUGACCUACCAAAGCAACCUAAAUUUUAAAUAUAUCCAGUGACUAUGACGACAGUUCUUACAAAAAAGUAUAAAUUAUAAGCCUAUACUUGUUA